AUGGAUGGAUUACUAGCAGAUUUCUGUUUAUCAGCAACAUGCAAUUUGGAAACCAUGAAAUAUUCAGGGAAGUCUUCACUCCCAAAUAUGAAAAUUUACUCAAGUCUUCUAGAUGCAUGCAAGAAUGCACCUACGGUGAAAAUGGAAGAAAACGCUAGUAAAUUACUGCAAGUUUACUACAUGGCAAUGAGGCGUUCAUCUGUUCGAGAUCGAAAAACAGCUCCAGCAUCCGCAUUGCUGACAUUAUUUAAGUUGGCUAAGAGUAAUGCUAAAAUUAACGGGCGCAUUGUUGCGAACGAACUUGAUGCUACUGUCGCAAUUUAUAUCUACGACACUUUUAUUUCAAAUCAGACAGGUAGGUAG
Molecule: messenger RNA, 363 nt
Organism: Schistosoma rodhaini
Lineage: Eukaryota; Metazoa; Platyhelminthes; Trematoda; Strigeidida; Schistosomatidae
Source: the annotation of a GenBank genome assembly